Molecule: messenger RNA, 2748 nt
Organism: Owenia fusiformis
Lineage: Eukaryota; Metazoa; Annelida; Polychaeta; Sabellida; Oweniidae
Source: the annotation of a GenBank genome assembly
AUGUUGAUUGUGGUGUUAUUUCUAGAUUUAUCAUACAGUAACACAACAAAGAGCUCUAAAACAGCAAGUUGUGUUGACAUAGAUGAAUGCGCUUUGGGGACCGAUUUAUGUGAUGAAGGAUCUAACUGUACUAAUACUAAUGGGGCAUAUACAUGUUCAUGUGAUGAAGGUCUUGAAUGGGGUGGCUCAAGUUGUGUUGACAUAGAUGAAUGCGCUUUGGGGACCGAUUUGUGUGAUGAAGGAUCUAACUGUACGAAUACUGAUUGGGCAUAUACAUGUUCAUGUGAUGGAGAUCUCGAAUGGGAUGGAUCAAGUUGUGUUGACAUAGAUGAAUGCGCUUUGGGGACCGAUUUAUGUGAUGUAGGAUCUACCUGUACUAAUACUAAUGGGGCAUAUACAUGUUCAUGUGAUGAAGGUCUUGAAUGGGGUGGCUCAAGUUGUGUUGACAUAGAUGAAUGCGCUUUGGGGACCGAUUUAUGUGAUGAAGGAUCUACCUGUACUAAUACUAAUGGGGCAUAUUCAUGUUCAUGUGAUGAAGGUCUUGGAUGGGAUGGCUCUAAUUGCACAUCUGCUGAUGAAACAGCGAAUAAUGAUACCACCACAGAAGUUGCUGGUACCACUGGCGCUGGAAUUACCACGGAAGCUGCUAGCACCACUGACGCUGGUACCACGGAAGUUGCUGGAACCACUGACGCUGGUACCACGGAAGUUGCUGGCACCACUGACGUUGGUACAACAGAAGCUAUUGGCACCAUUGAUACUGGUACCACUGAAACUGCUGGCACCACCGACGCUGGUACCACUGAAGCUGCUGGCACUACUGGCGCUGGUACCACGGAAGUAGCUGGCAGUAAUGACACUACCACGGAAGUUGCUGGCACGAAUGGCACUGCUACUACGGAAGUUGCUGGCACCACUGACGCUGCUGCAACCACGGUGGUACCUCUAAGCACUACGGGAUCAGGAGCCAAUAGCUCACAAAUAUCAGGGGGUUCCAUAGCCUCAAUUCUAAAUGGAUUGUUUUCCCUACCAAUUGACUCAGUGAUAUCGGGCACCAAGGCACAUUUGGACACCGGAAUAGACCCGAAUUCAAAGGCUUUCCCAGGAAGUGGUACUGAUAAUGAAAAGUGUGUGAAGUACAGUGCCUUAAGUUUUGCUGAUUAUUGGUGCAAAGAUAGUUUGAAUCGAUGGAAUAGUGCUAUAAAUAGCAGCUUUGCACUGCAGCAUGUUCUCCCCACUUACUCCAGUAUUGUGACAAAUGCUAUGAGCGAAUCAGAAGCUAAAGAAGCUCUAAUUAAUGCAGUGGUCGAUUACUUUGGUGAAAUACUUUGUAGAAGAACGGUAUACUUGGAUUCGACUGAUGGCUCUGCGGCUCCAUAUGCCUCAUAUGUGGCAUGUGUACGUGAUGUUAUGACUGAAGCAAAUAACUGUGAUGAAGCGAAUGCAUCCACUAAAUUAAUGUUGGAUAACUUAAUUGGAAAAGCGGAAUUUGCCUGCAACAGCGAUGGCACCACAAAAACAGUUGUGCGAGAGGCAAUGGCUUAUGUGUACCCAUUUUUCUACCAAAAUGGUACUGAUCUGACUGCACUUGCUCAGCAAAAAGGGGUUGAAUUGCCAACAUGUUUCGAAGAUCUUGAAACUUUAAAUAAUCAGUAUGAAGAAUGUAUUCCUGACAUUUACAGUAGCGGGGAAAUAUUCUCGAUUGCUGCCCUUGGGCAAUCUGCUAGUGAUUCCAUUCCAAAGAACAAUAGGGCAUUCAAGAGGAUGGCCUCAUGUUUAGAAAAUGUAGUCUUACCAGACUCUGGCAGUACAACAUUCACAACUGAGUGCAAAAGUUUUGGAGUGAGCUUGAAGAAAUAUUUAGCAUUGGCUUAUCCAGUACAAUAUGGAUUUGAAUCGCAAACGGACUUGGAAAAUAUAGCAUAUACACCACGUUCAAUUGAACGAAAAACUCUGCGGUGUUUUGGUGACCCGCAUUGCAAGUUCUACGAUCCUGAUGAAAGCCAGGACUCUGAUUGGAUAACUUGUUCUGCACCAGGAAACCGAGUCUGGCUGAGGAAUGCACUGUUCACACUAAAUAUGACAACUAGUGAGGUUUCUGGAAGCACUGGGGAUCCAAAGGCUACCAUAAUAACUGGGUUCCACAUUGCAUUCAGAUCAUCAUCGGGUGCCUACAUGGGUUCAUAUAGUGCCAGUGGUGGAGUCUUACCAACAGCCUUUGAUGGAUCGGGAUCAGAUUUACUCACAGCAGCAGGAGAGGAUGGGAGCGAUGAGGUAAUUAAUAUUGUGGACGUUCAAUCAACAACACUUCAAGAUGUCAACUAUGUGGAGGUUCGGGGUAUACAGCAUGGUUUUCUUGCAUCAUUUGCCAAACGAAAUGAUAGCUAUCCCGUGGUAGUGCUUCGCAUCUCUAAAUCACUCCUGGAUGUAUCAUCUGGUAUGUUUAUCACUGGGUGCCCUGAGGAUCAAAUAAUUGGUAAUUCAGAAAAGCGUCAAACUAGUUGCGUAGACGCAUGUAGUGGAGAAGGAGAGAGACAAAGCAACUGUGAAUUUGAUUGUGAUACUGUUGGACCCGAGUAUGCGCAAGCAGCGUCUAGUAUAGUUGUAGUAAUUGAGCAGGAGGCUGUAGAAGAGGACAGUACCCUGGUUGAUCCAGUAGAAUGGGCUAAUCAAAACAAUAACGGUGGUACAGAAGCUACGUCUUGUGUAAUACUGAUGGCUGUAACACUCCUGGUUCAUCUUCACUAG